ACCCGCUUUCAUAUCAGCACCAGCUGUUGCCGUAAACAGACCGCGUAUUAUUAUUACACACGAAGCCAGAAAACACAACACUGUUCUAUUUUUGUUUACGAGUUUUCUUCUUUCUCUUGGGUGCCAACUACACUAUUGUAUGUAGCUGUUUCGGUGGUUGUUGUUGUUGUUGGUUGUUGCCGUUAAUACAGAGUCGUCACGGAGGUUGAUGGGGAUAGUGGUACUGACUUGUUUUCUUGGUCGAUCAGCCAAUAGUAUGCGCCAGAAGUUACGCGAGGAAACACUCGUUCUCAAGCCCGAAAGAGCAAAGCACCAGAAGUACUACUGUAGUCUGCAUUUCGUGCAUUCAGGAGGAAGUCCCCAGCAGAAGUUGAAUGUGUUACACUGUUGUUAUUGUAGCGCAGCCUUGUCGGAAGACGACGCGUAGUAGUCGAGAGUGUUCAGUGAUUCAGUGAAUGUGGAGCAAAACGUCAUCAUAAUCGUGGUGGUUUUUUUUUUUGGCAAAAACGGGAGCUGCGAAUUUGUUGUGCGUAGUUUGUGCUGAUGAUGAAUAUAAGAAAGUUUGUUUGCAAUUCUGCGUGGUGCCUCACAGAAACCGUUGCUUUCCUGUUUUAGUGGAAGAAGGGUAAAGUAGCAUUACCAGUGGAGUGUGCCAGAGAGCGAAGAGAGGCCAUACGGGUUGGUCUGUGGUAAACCACCAAUAAGACGAAAUAAGUAUAGAAGUAGUGAACCGUUAAGCCACUGUUGUGCCAAGUGUCGUUGUUGUUUUUUGUUUUACUUCUAUACGAGAAGCUUUGUGCAGAGAAAGUUUGGGAUAAUGGGAUUUGGAUUUUACUGCUGCUGAUGGGUUUCAAUUUCCUGUGCUGCGGAGGAGAUUUUUCAAUGCCAUAACAGAUCGAAUGAUAACACAAUUAUAAGCAGAAAAAAAAACACAAUAAUCAUCAGCUGACCAAUGUCAUCACCCUUGUAACGGAAUAAAAACAAAACAAACUUACCUAUUUUGUUGUCAUCAGUGGGGUAAAGCAAAAUCGAGAAAUUCGCCUUAGUAUCGAAAAUCGCUUACAGCCGAAACAGAAGUCACGUCACAUGAUUGUGAAACGCUUGUCGCUGUGAAAAAUAAGUAAACAAGCACAAAUCAUCAAAACAAGAUACAGUCGAUGUCAACGUAGUGGUUUUGGAUAGCAGCACCAUUCGAGUAAGCUCACGGAUUUGGUCGGAUAUAGUGCAACAGGCAGCAGCGGUCAGCAGCUGGGCCACGGAGACGAAUGCACAUAUCGUUGUUCAAUCUACUGUUCGAAGAAGCGGCCAACGAAGGGCACGCAAACGGGCAAUCAUCGUCGUCAUCAUCGUCAGGAAGUGGCAAUAUGGUGAAAACGUUCCAAGCCUAUCUACCGCCAGCAAACCGAACGUAUUCCUGUGUCCACUGCCGGGCACACCUAGCUAGCCACGAUGAGCUUAUAUCGAAAUCGUUCCAGGGAAGCCAGGGACGGGCGUAUCUGUUCAACUCGGUGGUCAACGUUGCUUGUGGCCAGGCCGAGGAACGCGUCCUGCUAACUGGCUUACACGCCGUAGCCGACAUUUACUGUGAAUGCUGCAAAACGCCUUUAGGAUGGAAAUAUGAACACGCUUUCGAAUCUAGCCAAAAAUACAAAGAAGGGAAGUACAUCAUAGAACUAGCUCACAUGAUCAAGGAAAACGGCUGGGAUUGAUCGCCGAGCCACUCCGAAAAAUGCGUAAAUUAGAUUAGUGAAUACUGAUAAAAAGCAAAAAUUCCGCAACCCCAUCAUAGCUUGGGAGGAAGCCGGAAUGAUGCCCUCGGAAUGGCAACUAUUCCGAAAACGCGCAUCUACUUUCCAAGUCAUAGUGUGUCCUAGUUCUGAAUUCUCUCUCCCCGUCAAACAGGCCAGAGGGUCAACCCAACCAACCGUGCGUAACUGUUUUGUCAUUUCCUAUCUGCGUUGUCCUAUAUAAUUAGUAGAUCUUUCUCUAACGUGUUCAUUUCACACACACACACAUACACUUCGUAUAUAAUGAUCGAAGCAUCGAACGGUGUCGUUAUCGCCGUGCAUUAGAUUGGGAUUAUUUUUAAUUGUCAAAAACAUUCUGGAGAUCCAUUCUUACUUUUACCUGCGAGAACCACGUACACAAUUAAACAAGAGAAAUAAAAUUUAGUUUAGAGGUCUUGCUCUUUCGAAUCCCUAGUAGCAGAGAAGAAAGGAGGAAACAUUUUAUUUUCCUAAGAUAGUGAGAAGAUUAACACUACUGUUAUUGAAUUAGUGAGGAAAACUACAAUUGAUAAGUGAGCAAGGAAGCAGAUUUUAAUGUAUGAGAAGAGACGUAGUGAGGAGGCAGGAGUAGUAGAGGAAGAUGUGUAGAAGCAGAAGGAAGGUACGCGAGAGAGAAAAUGCGAGAGUGAUAUUAGUUUUACGAAUGUUUCAAGUGAGAUAACAUUUAUAAUGAAUCGUAUUUUAGUCGAAAUAUACACGUCUAAAAAUCUAGCUUUAGUUCUACGAAAGGAAGCAAAACUGAAAGGAAGUCGAAGGAGAAGACAAACACUUAUGGUUUUAUAAAUCACAAGUUUAGAUAAAUGCAAUGGAACGAAUGCAAGAAAAUAACACAGCUAUUGUAACGCCUGUCGCCGAGCAGUACUGUUACUUUCAGUUUCAGUUUUUUCUUUUUGGAUAGCGAAUGUGAUCAAUACAUAUAUAAUAUUACAAUUAUAGUGUAUUUUUUUUAAUAAAACAAAAUAUUUUUACUCUA
Molecule: messenger RNA, 2760 nt
Organism: Ochlerotatus camptorhynchus
Lineage: Eukaryota; Metazoa; Arthropoda; Insecta; Diptera; Culicidae
Gene: Ypel
Product: Yippee-like
Exons: 5
Coding region: 1266-1709 (147 amino acids)
Source: RefSeq, a predicted model, not a curated record